AUGGCGCACCGGCGUGCCGCCCGGUUCUUCUUGGCGGUGCUCUUGGUGGCCGCGCUUGCGGCGCUCCGGCCGGCCUCGGCGCUGUCCCCGGACGGCAAGGCGCUGCUGUCCCUCCUCCCGACGGCGCCGUCGCCGGUGCUGCCGUCCUGGGACCCCGCCGCCGCGACGCCGUGCUCCUGGCAGGGGGUCACGUGCUCGCCGCAGAGCCGGGUGGUCUCCCUCUCGCUGCCCAACACCUUCCUCAACCUCUCCGCGCUCCCGCCGCCGCUCGCCUCGCUCUCCUCGCUGCAGCUGCUCAACCUCUCCACCUGCAACAUCUCCGGGCCCAUCCCGCCCUCCUACGCGUCGCUCUCCGCGCUCCGCGUGCUGGACCUCUCCUCCAACGCGCUCUACGGCGCCGUCCCGCCCGAGCUCGGCGCGCUGUCGGCGCUGCAGUACCUCUUCCUCAACUCCAACCGCUUCACGGGCGCCGUCCCGCGCACCCUCGCCAACCUCUCGGCCCUCGAGGUGCUCUGCGUCCAGGACAACCUCUUCAACGGCACCAUCCCGGCCUCCCUCGGCGCGCUCACCGCGCUCCAGCAGCUCCGCCUCGGGGGCAACCCGGGGCUCACGGGCCCCAUCCCGCCAUCCCUCGGCGCGCUCUCCAACCUCACCGUAUUCGGCGGCGCGGCCACGGGGCUGUCCGGCCCCAUCCCGGACGAGCUCGGCAACCUCGUCAACCUCCAGACGCUCGCGCUGUACGACACCAGCAUCUCCGGCCCCGUGCCGGCCGCGCUCGGCGGGUGCGCCGAGCUCCGCAACCUCUACCUCCACAUGAACAAGCUCUCCGGCCCGAUACCGCCCGAGCUCGGGAGGCUGCAGAAGCUCACCAGCCUGCUGCUCUGGGGCAACGCCCUCACCGGGAAGAUCCCGCCGGAGCUCUCCACCUGCUCGGCGCUCGUGGUGCUCGACCUGUCGGGCAACCGGCUCUCGGGCCAGGUGCCCGGGGCGCUCGGCCGUCUUGCCGCGCUCGAGCAGCUGCACCUGUCGGACAACCAGCUCACGGGCCGCAUUCCGCCGGAGCUCAGCAACUGCAGCAGCCUCACCACCCUGCAGCUCGACAAGAACGGCCUCUCCGGGGCGAUACCGCCGCAGCUCGGGGACCUCAAGGCACUGCAUGUGUUGUUCCUCUGGGGCAACGACCUGUCCGGCUCCAUUCCGCCGGAGCUCGGCGACUGCUCCGACCUGUACGCGCUGGACCUGUCCAGGAACCGGCUCACCGGUGGCAUCCCCGACGAGGUCUUCGGCCUCCAGAAGCUAAGCAAGCUGCUCCUGCUCGGCAACGCGCUGUCAGGGCCCAUUCCUCCGAGCGUCGCGGACUGCGUGUCGUUGGUCCGGCUCCGGCUCGGCGAGAACCAGCUCGUCGGCGAGAUACCCAGGGAGAUUGGCAAGCUGCAGAACCUGGUGUUCCUGGACCUCUACUCCAACAGGUUCACCGGGCGGCUGCCCGCCGAGCUCGCCAACAUCACGGUGCUGGAGCUGCUCGACGUGCACAACAACAGCUUCACCGGGCCAGUACCUCCGCAGUUCGGGGCGCUCGUGAACCUGGAGCAGCUUGAUCUCAGCAUGAACAAGCUCGGCGGCGAGAUGCCAGCGAGCUUCGGCAACUUCAGCUACCUCAACAAGCUCAUCCUCAGCAAGAACAUGCUCUCCGGGCCAUUGCCCAGGUCGAUUCAGAACCUGCAGAAGCUGACCAUGCUAGACCUCAGCAGCAACAACUUCUCCGGCCAGAUACCGCCGGAGAUCGGCGCGUUGUCAAGCCUGAGCAUUAGCCUGGACCUGAGUGGGAACAGGUUCGUCGGCGAGCUGCCAGAGGAGAUGUCUGGCCUGACGCAGCUGCAGUCGCUCGACCUGUCGAGCAAUGGCCUCUAUGGUAGCAUCUCGGUGCUCGGCGCCCUCACCAGCCUUACGGCCCUCAACAUUUCGUACAACAACUUCUCCGGCGCGAUCCCGGUGACACCGUUCUUCAAGACAUUGUCAUCGAAUUCCUACAUCAACAAUCCCAGCCUAUGUGAGUCCUAUGAUGGACACAUUUGUGCAUCCGACACGGUUCGCAGGACCACUAUGAAGACCGUGAGGACAGUGAUCCUUGUCUGCGCCAUUUUGGGCUCGAUCGCGCUGUUGCUUGUUGUGGUCUGGAUCCUCAUCACCAGGAGCAGGAUGCUUGUGGGCGAGAAGGCGACGAGCCUGUCGGCCGUGGGCGGUAACGACUUCUCGUACCCAUGGACGUUCACGCCAUUUCAGAAGCUCAACUUUUGCGUUGAUAACAUCUUGGAAUGCCUGAGAGAUGAGAAUGUGAUCGGCAAGGGUUGCUCAGGAGUUGUGUACAGAGCUGAAAUGCCCAACGGGGAUGUCAUCGCGGUGAAGAAGCUCUGGAAGACGACCAAGGAGGAGCCCAUCGACGCGUUCGCUGCCGAGAUUCAGAUACUGGGUCAUAUCAGGCACCGGAACAUUGUCAAGCUGCUUGGCUACUGCUCGAACAAGACAGUCAAGCUCCUGCUCUACAACUACGUCCCCAACGGCAACUUGCAGGAGCUCCUGAAGGAGAACAGGGGCCUGGACUGGGAUACACGGUACAAGAUCGCCGUCGGGGCGGCGCAGGGGCUGUCCUAUCUGCACCAUGACUGCGUCCCCGCGAUACUGCACCGGGACGUCAAGUGCAACAACAUACUGCUCGACUCAAAGUAUGAGUCCUACUUGGCGGACUUUGGGCUGGCCAAGCUCAUGAACUCCCCCAGUUAUCAUCACGCCAUGUCACGGAUCGCCGGCUCUUAUGGAUAUAUUGCUCCAGAGUAUGCAUACACCUCGAACAUCACCGAGAAGAGCGAUGUUUACAGCUACGGUGUGGUGCUCCUGGAGAUCCUAAGCGGGCGUAGCGCCAUCGAGCCCAUGGACAGCGACAGCCUCCACAUCGUGGAGUGGGCGAAGAAGAAGAUGGGGAGCUACGAGCCGGCAGUGAACAUCCUGGACCCGAAGCUGCGCGGCAUGCCGGACCAGCUAGUCCAGGAGAUGCUGCAGACACUGGGCAUUGCUGUUUUCUGUGUGAACCCCGCACCGGGGGAGCGGCCGACCAUGAAAGAGGUGGUGGCCUUCCUCAAGGAGGUGAAGAGCCCGCCGGAGGAGUGGGCUAAGACGUCGCAGCAGCCGCUCAUCAAGCCUGGCAGCCAGGAAGGCUGA
This is a messenger RNA of Lolium rigidum, 3216 nucleotides long. RefSeq names its product LRR receptor-like serine/threonine-protein kinase RGI5. Bases 1 to 3216 code for a protein of 1071 amino acids. Lineage: Eukaryota; Viridiplantae; Streptophyta; Magnoliopsida; Poales; Poaceae. Gene Ontology annotation, molecular function: ATP binding; protein kinase activity; protein binding. The transcript has 2 exons. Gene Ontology annotation, biological process: hormone-mediated signaling pathway; protein phosphorylation. The record is from RefSeq and is a predicted model, not a curated record. Gene Ontology annotation, cellular component: plasma membrane.